Messenger RNA from Thlaspi arvense, 1913 nucleotides. The record is from the annotation of a GenBank genome assembly. Lineage: Eukaryota; Viridiplantae; Streptophyta; Magnoliopsida; Brassicales; Brassicaceae.
CGCCUUUUAUCGUUUCCCCAAGCGUCGCUCUAGUUUAAAAGGAGCAGGUUUGGAUCCGAAACAAUUAACGGUUCAGAUCAAAACUAUCAAUUCAACGGUCCAGAUCGAGUUUACCUUUCGUUCUUCUAUUUUUAGGCUUCCUUCGAGAUCCUUCUUCUCUCAGAGUUGGAAGAAAAGCGUUGUUGGUUGUUUGCUGUUCUCUUGAAUCCCGAAGCUACAAUCUGCACUAUUCGAUCGGAAACAAUGGCGGAUGAACAUAAGCACGAAGAAUCUCUGCCUAAUUUGGAUCCGGCUGUGGAAGUUGUAGAGAGAGAAUCGUUGAUGGAGAAGAUAUCGGAGAAGAUCCACCACAAAGGUGACUCGUCGUCGUCAUCAUCUUCUUCAGAUGACGAGAGCGAGAAGAAAUCUUCAUCUCCUUCGUCUCUGAAAUCGAAGGUUUACCGUUUGUUCGGCAGGGAAAGGCCCGUGCACAAGGUUCUCGGCGGCGGAAAACCGGCUGAUAUAUUCAUGUGGAAGAACAAGAAGAUGUCAGGUGGUGUGUUUGGUGGUGCUACAGCAGCAUGGGUGCUCUUUGAAUUGAUGGAGUAUCAUCUUCUUACUCUGCUAUGUCACGUUAUGAUCGUCGUUCUUGCUGUGCUAUUUCUAUGGUCUAAUGCCACCAUGUUCAUUCACAAGUCCCCACCAAAGAUUCCGGAACUUCAUAUCCCAGAAGAACCUCUGCUUCAGCUUGCUUCAGGGCUCAGAAUCGAAAUCAACCGUGGGUUCUCUUCUCUUCACGAGAUUGCAUCUGGAAGAGAUAUCAAGAAAUUCCUCUCUGCCAUCGUUGGAUUAUGGGUUCUAUCAAUCUUGGGUGGAUGCUGUAGUUUCUUGACAUUGGCAUACAUAGCUCUGGUUCUGCUCUUCACUGUUCCUCUUCUCUACGACAAGUACGAGGACAAAGUAGACUCGUAUGGUGAGAAAGCAAUGGCUGAGUUGAAGAAGCAAUACGCUGUGUUUGACUCAAAGGUAUUGAGCAAAAUCCCAAGGGGGCCAUUGAAGGAUAAGAAGAAGGAUUAGGGUUUUGCAGGAUUUCUUUGCAUGCGUGUGCACUGGUUUUUAUACAAUUGUGGGCUGUGUUGUGAAGUGAUAAUUUAAAAGUUGUGUUAGAUCUCAUCUUGUUUCUCCCGAAUUCUUACUUACCAACUUUGCUUCUUUUUUGUUCUUUUUUUUUUUUUUGCUUUGGGUUAUUAGUGUUCUUGUGGCAUGAGGACAAAACUUGUAGAUUCUCUCUUGCAAUAUAAAUGUUUGUGUAGUCUCAACUUAGUUUACCGAUUUGUGUGUGUAGUAUGAUGCUUGAUGUACUACUAUCAAACGAAAAGCAAUUUUACCCUUUUCUCAGCCAACGGUUUUUUCGCUGCCAACGAUUUUUUAUUUUUAUUAGUGAUAUAUAUGAAUCUCUCGUACCUUAGUCAUCGAAGUCAGGAUGGCCGAGUGGUCCAAGGCGCCAGACUCAAGUUCUGGUCCUCGAAAGAGGGCGUGGGUUCAAACCCCACUUCUGACAUAUUAUUUUCCUUAAUUUUACGAAACCUAAAUUAUCUGAACAUGAUGACGAGUAAAAUAAAUAACUUUUUGGGGCUUCUCGGGGGUAUACAAGUUUUCUCUUCAAGAUCAAUUAAAAUGGUCCACUCGGGGGUAUACACCAUUUUUGGUCCAAAACAAUUUGAAUCCAUUUGGGUUUAAUGGUGAUAACUGAUAACAGAACGAAAAAUGUAUUUUAAACCAAAAAUAUUUAUAUUUCAAGUAUCGGACUCUUAAAUUAAUACAUAUCAAAAGGUAUCAUAGGAGCUAAACCAUUAUUUAUUUUUUGUUUAAAAAAGCUCAAAUGUGGAUGAAAGAGCACACUAUUGUCUGAUAAAAAUAUCAAAAUGGUUUAA